Amoebophrya sp. A120 is the source of this 1822-nucleotide messenger RNA. The record is from the annotation of a GenBank genome assembly. NCBI's taxonomy places the organism in Eukaryota, Dinophyceae, Syndiniales, Amoebophryaceae.
GUUGCGUGAUAAUUUGUGGAACUACAUGGUGUAGUUCUUCCGUACCUUUCUGAUCAUGUCACAUCAUCACAACUGUCGUGGCACUGUUCCUCUUGUUUGCUGAGCGAGGUGGGAGCUUCCGCAUUGGGCACGACACUGGCUAAAUGGCUUGACUGGUGCGUCCUUGUGUCGAGGCUGUGAUGAAGAUCCUCUUAUGGUGUCUCUAAUUCCCCCGAUCUGGCCGUAGGGAGCAGAAGAAAACGAAGCGGAAUCUCGUUGCAACCAGAGUAAUUUUUGAAAGUUGUCUACUUCAAGAAGAAACCACGUAGAAGCUGUACCAUGCGAACCUCGAAGUCCGUGCCUCCGCGUCGCUGGAAGCAGAACGGCGGUGGUACAGCUUCUUCCGCAGUUCCGGCAGGUGGCGGUACUUUGUCAACUCUAGGAACAAAUUCCUCGCAGCACAGCACCCGUGCGAAGACGAAUGCGAAUAAUCCGGACCAGGAGCUACUACCGGCGUCGAGCACUACUACAUCAAUUACGACACCAAUAAAUCAUGGCACAUCAACCCAAGUGAACAACGUUUGUACCACCGGACAGCUUCCCAGCACUUCUUCUCCCCCACAACUUUCGGCAACCAAUUCAAGGUCCUCAGCGAGCAGUGCCCGAACUGCGAACAAGGUUACCGGCUCAAAAUCCGCAAGCUCGAGGACCUCUUCGGCGAGCGCACUGGGCAGCGCAGCAGGAACGGCAAGCGGCGCCCCCAAAAUCGCGGCUGCAGGUAGUGGCGCAGCUUCUAAAAAUGUCGGUGGUGCGACGUCAGAGAGUGGCACCUCAAAAAUCAUGAGCGAGAACAAGAGUUCCAAAUCUGCAGCGUAUGUUGCGGACAAAAGGCUCAAAAUCUAUCAAGGUAUUUACUUCAUUUUUUGCACGUCGUGCGUCGGUUUCGGUCAUGCACAUAUCCAUAUCCGGUCCUGCAUUUUCUUUUACUCUUUCUAGUACGCCGACGCAGCCCAGGCGAUGACGCAGCCCAAUCUCAUGCACUAACUCCAGCAAAAAGUCCUUACAAAACUAUACCCCAGACCUCUUCGACGAAGUGAUAACUCGGGACACGGCCUUUGGCCCCUUGCUGACCAAAAUAAAGGACGCGUACGAGGGGUUACUGUUGCAGCACCAAACUGUGCAGUCAGCUUCCGCCAGCCCAGCAACGGAACAUUAUGGAAGUAGUACGCAGGAGUUCUUGGGUCAAGCGACGACGAAGAUGUCUUCAACACCAUCUUCUUCCACCUCGGGGUUGUCUUCCUCGGUGAACAAACACAAGAAGCCGAACAGCACCAGAAGCAGGCAGGAACAACAUCAGACGAAGAGAUCGAAGGAGCAGCUCGACAGAGAAACGGCAGAAAUCGAGAAGAAGUGCGAGUUUCUGAAGGAAAAGAUCAAGCAGACCUACGAGCAGCGGCGGAUGCUGGACUUGCAAAUUGCGGUGGCCAGUGAACAAAUAGUGACGGCGGCGAACAAUAAUGCAGCAGUAGUGGCCACGACCACGAGUACAACUACGGAGAGCACUUCUUGCGCUCCUGCGAAAACGAGUGUAGUCGGCGGUGCUCCUCCAGUCGUGCCGCAGAGUGCAGCCCAGAAUCAGCAGCCGCAGGUGGUAGCUGCGAAUUAGGAUUCUAUUUCGACAGUAUCGUAUGUAGUUUUUGCUGUUGCAAGUUUUUCGCUAGUGAUGUCGCAUAGCUGCUGGUAGAGAUUUCGCGAAGCUGAGCCAGGAGCUCGGAGCUGAUUACUGAAACAAAAAACGUGGAAAGAUAUAAUUGAGUUAGCGCCGAAAACAAUGAAGUGCUGG